Molecule: messenger RNA, 759 nt
Organism: Exophiala aquamarina CBS 119918
Lineage: Eukaryota; Fungi; Ascomycota; Eurotiomycetes; Chaetothyriales; Herpotrichiellaceae
Exons: 1
Coding region: 1-759 (252 amino acids)
Source: RefSeq, a predicted model, not a curated record
AUGAACACCGCAUCCAACACCAGAUGCUCACUGCCCAACCUUGAAGUUGCUAGACUAAUGCUGUCAUUCCUCGCUCGGCAUCCGCCGCGGACACGGGUUGCUCACCUGAGCAAGAUUGAAUUUGAUAAUGGGCGAUCUGCCAUUCAGUUCAAGCCCCGUGGUGACCGAUAUCUUGUUGUCAAUUCUCUCCCCGCGGAUGAGCGUGAUCCCCCCCAGGCAGCAGACGGUCCGACUCCUCCAAACUGUGCUCUUGCCCCUCCACUUCACUGGCACUCUCAACAAGAGGAGAUCUUCCAUGUCCUCGACGGCGAUGCUCUCUUCUAUUUGAAUGGCAAGAGACAUAUCGCACAGCAAGGCGACGUGGUGACCAUUCCAAAGCAAGCUUUUCAUACCUUUCGAAACGCGAGCAAGACGCAUAGUUUGUUGAUUGAGUUCGUUCUACAGCCGGAGAACAAGGAUCGUGACGAAUGCUUUUUCAGUAAGAAUCCUUCCGUCCAUAUCAGCCCGGUAGAUGCUGAUAGAAAUGGCGAAGGAAAUACGCAAACUUAUCGCGAUGACUGCCGCAAGGCCGGGCUGCCGAGAAGUAUGUUCCAGGUUCUCAUGUUCAACCGUCGGGGCAACGUUGUCCUUGCUCUCCCUGGGCCGAAGUUCGUGGCGAGGCUCGCUGGACUUCUACUCAACUUCUUUGGGUCUGUAAUUGGAAAGCACCUCCUGGGUUACUCAGAUUCAUAUCCUGAAUAUUACAGCAAACGGCCUUAA